This is a messenger RNA of Gadus morhua (Atlantic cod), 698 nucleotides long. RefSeq names its product histone H2B 1/2-like. The coding region runs from base 172 to 600 and encodes 142 amino acids. Gene Ontology annotation, cellular component: nucleosome. NCBI's taxonomy places the organism in Eukaryota, Metazoa, Chordata, Actinopteri, Gadiformes, Gadidae. The transcript has a single exon. Gene Ontology annotation, molecular function: protein heterodimerization activity; structural constituent of chromatin; DNA binding. The record is from RefSeq and is a predicted model, not a curated record.
UCUUCUGCAGGGCGAACUGAAAUCGCCUUCAGAAUGGGAGGGGCUACACAGUCUAAUAUAGAAUCACAUUCGUUGUAAAUCGCACUUUAAAUGUCAUUCUAUAACGGACCGUAGCGCAUCCAAUCAUACCAAGGGAUCUCCACAUCCUAUUUGCAUAUAUUCUGUAUUAAUAUGCCUACUGGCGCCCAGGUCCUACACAGCAAUUUCAGUCACACGAUAACAAUGCCUGAGCCUGCACCCAAACCCGCGCCCAAAAAGGGCUCAAAGAAAGCCGUCUCUAAAACCGCCGUUAAGGGAGGGAAGAAGCGCCGUAAGACCAGGAAGGAGAGCUAUGCCAUCUACGUGUACAAGGUGCUGAAGCAGGUCCACCCCGACACUGGCAUCUCCUCCAAGGCGAUGGGAAUCAUGAACUCCUUCGUCAACGACAUCUUUGAGCGUAUCGCCGGUGAGGCCUCUCGUCUGGCCCACUACAACAAGCGCUCCACCAUCACUUCCAGGGAGAUCCAGACCGCCGUCCGCCUGCUUCUCCCCGGUGAGCUGGCCAAGCACGCCGUGUCUGAGGGCACCAAGGCUGUGACCAAGUACACCAGCUCCAAGUAGACACGAUAGUUUACAAACCAAACCCAAAGGUCCUUUUAAGGACCACCCAAAUGCAUCUGAAAGAGCUUCUCCUUAUUUGUACACGGGAUGAUCCACUG